Molecule: messenger RNA, 1461 nt
Organism: Clonostachys rhizophaga
Lineage: Eukaryota; Fungi; Ascomycota; Sordariomycetes; Hypocreales; Bionectriaceae
Source: the annotation of a GenBank genome assembly
AUGGCUCCCAACGACUCUCAAGCAAAGCCCGCCGGCCCCGCGGUCGAGAAACACCGGGCUUGCGAUGCAUGCCGAAACCGGAAGCUCGCCUGCACUAAGGAGCCUGAUGGAUGCUCUAGAUGUCGCCGAGAGGGUAUUACCUGCCACUACUCACCGCAAAAGCCUAUGGGAAGGCCUCGCAAGCGGCGCAUCGUCGAGGACCAGCCCCAGCAGGACGAAGAGCCUGCUGUUGUUGCCGUCGGCCGUUCAACUGUUGAACCUGCUGAGCCAGCCACCAGCAACAUUCCUAGCAUCAACGGUCAUGGCGGUGAUCUGUCACUACCUCUCUUUACUGACCCAACUUUGGAUUUCGAUCAUAACCCAUCAAGUAGCCUCGAUUUUCUUGACCUGCUUCCUCCCUCUUCGUAUCAAGAUGAGCUGCCCCUGGACCCUCACAUCUUAAUACCCAACGAUGGCCAACUGGAUAGCAUUGGAAUCCCUUUGAGCUUGAAUGGUGUCGACUUGCUUGAGAGUAUCAACUUUGACGAACCCGACACCGCCGUCGCUGACAUGUCCAAAGACAUCAGCGACUCCCUUCAGCGAUACUGGCAUGCGCAGCAGCAACAGCAGCAUCUCGAGCCCGCAGAGUCACAGAGCUUGUCUAGCAACCAGUCGCAGAGCACUGAUUCCCCUGAAUCACAACCUGAAGCACAGUCUGAGGCUCAGCCAGCACUACCGCCGCUGUCUUCCUCGACGGAGCCGUGCCCGAAGCCUAUGCCCUCGAUUGCUUGUGGCUGCCUCUCUUCUCUCUAUCUUGCUCUUGACUCUCUUUCUCGCCUCCCCCAGGACAUCAAUACUGCCAUGCGUGUUGCCCGUAACGCUACCAAGACCGCACACAACGUCAUCAAUUGCGCCUUCUGCUCAGAUCCCGAUAUCUCGCAACCCCCUCCGAUUCAAAGCUUCCAGAGCCUAAUGUUUCUUGCUGCUCUUGUCCCAUCCGCCUGCAACGCUUACGCUUCAAUCCUUCAGAUGAUUGACCGUGAAUCCAAGGAGGCUAAAAAGGAGAACCGCACCUUCUGGUUUAGUUUUGAGGAUAUCGGAGGCGUCUGGUGUGGCUCCUCCGAGUUCACCUUCCAGUGUCCCGAGAUGCAAGACUACAACAACAGCAACAUGGAGCCAGAUCUGUGGCGCACCACAAUGCGAGCAAUCCUUCGUCUAGAUGUGUACGGGUUAAGUGAAGCGCCGGAUGGAUUACAUGGCUUUCAAGUGCUGGGCCUUAGAGACGUUGUGAAAUCGAUGGAGGAGCGCAGCCAUAGGAGGCACGCCAUUAUGGACGAAAUGGCAGAGUCAGGUUCAUUGCCGAAGCACGAAGGCUUCCUACUCCACCACGGCGAAUACAAAUCUGUACCCGUGGAAGAGCGGAACUGCAUCAAGGUCCUGGAAGCGGCGAGGAUAGCGCUUGAUCAUCUUGUGAUUGCAUAG